Molecule: messenger RNA, 1085 nt
Organism: Anoplophora glabripennis (Asian longhorned beetle)
Lineage: Eukaryota; Metazoa; Arthropoda; Insecta; Coleoptera; Cerambycidae
Product: ran-specific GTPase-activating protein
Exons: 4
Coding region: 131-796 (221 amino acids)
Biological process (GO): nucleocytoplasmic transport
Cellular component (GO): nuclear pore; cytoplasm
Molecular function (GO): GTPase activator activity
Source: RefSeq, a predicted model, not a curated record
CUGUGAUUGGCGAAAACUUAACCUGUCAAAUUAAUCAAAAUUUCGUUAGUGGCUGGUAUUAAAGCAAAACGCCGAAUUUCCUCACGAUUCAAGUAAACAUCAGCAUUUACUGACACGGAAAACUUGAAAAAUGAGCGAGCUUAUCGAACUCAGUCCCGAAAAGGAGAGAAAACAGAGUGAAAGCAGCGACACUGAGUAUGAUCCCCAGUUUAAGCCCAUCAUUACAUUACCCGAAAUAGAAAUUAUCACAAAUGAGGAGAAUGAAUCUGAACUUUUAAAAAUACGUGCCAAACUCUAUCGCUUUGACUCUGUCAUCGAACCGCCAGAAUGGAAAGAGAGAGGUACCGGGGAGCUGAAGAUAUUGCGCCACAAUGAAAACAACUCUGUUAGAGUCGUAAUGCGUAGAGAUAAGACCUUGAAAGUCUGUGCGAACCACUUCAUUACCCCUUGGAUGGAGCUAAAGCCGAGUGCAGGGAGUGAUAAAGCUUUCGUGUACACUGUUUUAGUCGACUUUGCAGACGAAAAACCUAAAUCAGAGUGUUUAGCUGUUAAAUUCGGAACAGUAGACAAUGCGAACUUGUUCAAAUGUAAAUUUGAGGAAGCGAAGCAUAUAGUAGCAACGGAAUGCGACUUAUACAACGGCAAGGGUGACAAGGAGAACGAAAACAAUAUUUCUUCCGAGGAAGAAGAAGAAGAAGACGCAGAUUUGAGUAAGGACAAAGUAAAAUCUACCGAAUGUGCAGAAGUUACCCAGAAGAUCAGCGAGCUGAAGGUAACCAGUGACGAGACGAAAUAGCCCUUUCUGUUAAGUGUGUGUGCGUUAUUUAACAUAGAUUUCACUUAUAUUUGCUAUUUGAUUAUUACAUUAUCUUACGUUUAAUUAUAUUGUACGGAAUUUGUUAGGAUCAGUCAGAUUUAAUACUUUACCAAGAUGUGUGCAAGUUGAGGUGUGCGGUAUGUUGUAAAGCAUUCCAGAUUCCAAUGAAUAUAUUUUUGUAAAUUUUGCAUUAUAUAAGGAUAUAUGUAGAUCUGGUAGCACUAAUAAUUGAUUGUUCUGCAUUUGUGAAAAUAAACAAUUUUGUAAA